Sinocyclocheilus rhinocerous is the source of this 1482-nucleotide messenger RNA. It is a transcript of the gene hmgcll1, whose product is annotated as 3-hydroxymethyl-3-methylglutaryl-CoA lyase like 1. Gene Ontology annotation, biological process: ketone body biosynthetic process; L-leucine catabolic process. Lineage: Eukaryota; Metazoa; Chordata; Actinopteri; Cypriniformes; Cyprinidae. The transcript has 9 exons. Gene Ontology annotation, molecular function: hydroxymethylglutaryl-CoA lyase activity. The record is from RefSeq and is a predicted model, not a curated record. Bases 62 to 1087 code for a protein of 341 amino acids.
ACUCUGAUCACCACAGGUGCCAUCUGGGAACAGCACCGGGCUGGCAGAUCGUGCUAGCCGGAUGGGUAACGUUUCUACUGCGGUCAAGCAGUGCCUGAGCUAUGAGACUUUCUUGCGGGAUUAUCCUUGGUUUCCACGGCUCCUGUGGGAAGAGAAGUGCUCUGAACUGCCUAAGCUUCCACUUUGUGUCAAAAUUGUGGAGGUCGGACCGAGAGAUGGACUUCAAAACGAGAAGGAAAUAGUGCCGACAGAGGUCAAAAUCCAGCUGAUAGACAUGCUCUCUCAGACCGGGCUGCCCGUCAUCGAAGCCACUAGCUUUGUGUCUUCAAAGUGGGUAGCACAGAUGGCAGACCACACUGCAGUGUUGAGAGGGAUUAAAAGGUCUCCUGACGUUCGAUACCCUGUUCUGACUCCCAAUAUUCAGGGCUUCCAGGCAGCUGUAACAGCAGGAGCUACUGAAGUGGCAGUGUUUGGUUCCGCCUCAGAGACUUUUAGCAGGAAGAACAUCAACUGCUCCAUAGAGGAGAGUUUGCAGAGGUUCGAGCAGGUCAUCUCUGCAGCCAAACGGGAAGGCGUACCAGUGCGCGGGUACGUUUCCUGUGCUCUCGGCUGUCCGUAUGAGGGACAAGUAAAACCAUCCCAAGUCACAAAGGUGGCAAAGCGGUUGUUUGAGCUGGGCUGUUAUGAGGUAUCCCUGGGGGACACCAUUGGCGUGGGCACCGCGGGCUCCAUGGCCGAGAUGCUGAGCGAUGUGUUGACAGAGGUGCCCGUCAGCGCACUGGCGGUGCACUGCCACGACACUUACGGUCAGGCUCUGCCCAACAUACUCAUUGCUCUGCAGAUGGGGGUUUCUGUGGUCGACUCCUCGGUUGCAGGCCUCGGAGGAUGCCCGUAUGCCAAGGGAGCGUCUGGCAAUGUUUCUACUGAGGAUGUUUUAUAUAUGCUACAUGGUCUUGGAAUUGAAACCGGGGUGGACCUGUUGAAAGUGAUGGAAGCGGGAGAAUUCAUCUGCCAAGCCUUAAAUCGAACAACUAACUCCAAGGUCAGCCAAGCUACUAAAAACAUCCAGCCUUUUCAUUCUAAGUGAAAAUACAUACAAUGUGGUCCAAAAGUCUAAAACCACAUUCAUGUGCUGUAAACCUGCUUUCAGACUUUUGGCCUCUGCUAAAUGCUUUUACUUUGAUUGUCCUUUUAAGAGCUGCUGAUGCAGUAUUUAAAUUAAUCAUAUCUACAAUAUACUAUAUUGUGCCUAUAACAGGAAACAUGUGCAUUUUACGCCAAAGAAAUGAGCCCAUGCCUUUUGUAGUUUCUGUCAAACAGAAAACACUAAAAAUAGAAAAUGUGACUUGACAUGAGGCUGAUCACCCCCUAUCUGUGAGAGUAUUUUUUUCCCCCUCACUGAUUCAUAUAUCCUGCUUAAAAUAGUUACGAUCGGACUGCAGAGAGCGCAGUGGCAGAGUUCAGAGCAGGUUCAGAGCACUA